AAAGGAUAGGCAUGUAUCAGCUGCUUAGCUGUAAUAAAAUGUAAGCAGAGAAUAAAGUUAUACCGAGUUACUGACACUUCAUCAGUGUAACAAGUGUAAUGAAAUCCACACUACGCAAGCUGCUAAGAUCAUCAUCUUCUCUCUUGUAGACCAGAAAAAUGUCAUUUUCUCCUACUCUUCUUGAGGUGGAUGAAGCAUCCUCCCUGGAGCCUCAUCAGAGAUCUCUGCUUUACCUACACACAAUUCCAGAAAAGCAAGACACCCUCAGAAAUGGUCUUCCAUGGGAAUAGGAGCCACAGUGGCAGUCCCCAGAUCCUGAUGGCCUUGCUUCCCCUUUUACAUCAAGAGACAUUGUUCCAAAAGGGACCUUGGAGCUACCGAAUCCCAGCCCUGCUCUAUGUGCCACAAUUGAGUACCAUCCUGGCAUUUGCAGAGGAGAGGGAGGAUGUGGUGGAUGAACACGCCAGGCUGAUAGCCAUGUACAGAGGCAUGUAUGAUGCAACUACCCACCACUUGCAGUGGAACAAAAUGGAGACCAUUCUCAGUGCUCAGCUGGAGGGGCACCGAUCCAUGAACCCAUGUCCAGUGUAUGAUAAGGUUACUGGGGCCCUUUUCCUGUUCUUUAUAGCCAUCCCAGGAAAGAUCUCUGAAAUGCACCAGAUCAAGACAAAAAUCAACCUGGUACGCUUGUGCCAUGUCACGAGCACUGACAGUGGAUGCACCUGGAGCUCAGCCAAGGAUCUUACUAACUCUGUGAUUAACACCACACACAAGGAGUGGGCCACUUUUGCAGUGGGACCUGGCCACGGUCUGCAGUUGUCCAACAAGUCGCAAAACCUAGUGAUUCCUGCCUAUGCCUAUCAAAUACUUGACCCUGGGAAAACACCCUCCCCCCACGCCUUCUGCUUUGUCAGUUCUGACCAUGGGAAGACCUGGACACGGGGGAAUUUUGUGGAGAAGGAGAGUGCAGUGGAGUGCCAGGUCACAGAAGUGCACAUCAGUGGAGAGAGAGUGCUGUACUGCAAUGCUAGAAGCAGCCGAGGUGCCAGAGUCCAGGCUGUGAGCUACAACCAUGGGGUAGAUUUUGAAAGUGGUCAGCAGAUAGCAAAGCUGGUGGAACCACCCCAUGGCUGUCACGGGAGUGUUAUAGCCUUUCCGUGUCCCACUGAUGGGAAGUCAGGGUGUCAAGACAGCUGGGUUCUCUAUACUCAUCCAACAGACCCCACUGGACGGAGAGACUUAGGAGUGUAUCUCAACAAGUGUCCCUUAGAUCCAGCAACCUGGACAGAACCCAGCAUCAUCUGUAAGGGUUUAUGUGCUUACUCAGAUAUGCAGUACCUGGGCCAGGGUCCAGAUGGCUCACCCUUGUUCUGCUGCCUCUUUGAGUUUGGCACUAAAUUGCAAUGUGAGAAGAUAGUCUUCCUCAUGUUCACGCUGAAACAAGUUUUUCCAGCACAGUGCUGAGCCCCAACUGACAAACCUUUCAGUACCCAUCUGUAAGCCACCUUAGUUGACUCUCAAUUUGACUUCUACUUGUCUGUCAGCAAAAGGCCUAUAUUCUCUGACUGUCCUGCUCUUAUUGCUGUAGUGUUGCAUGCAUAGCUGACCAUAUUUAUUAAAUUUAUUGGAAAUAGA
Gavialis gangeticus (Gharial) is the source of this 1635-nucleotide messenger RNA. It is a transcript of the gene NEU2, whose product is annotated as neuraminidase 2. Lineage: Eukaryota; Metazoa; Chordata; Crocodylia; Gavialidae. Gene Ontology annotation, molecular function: exo-alpha-sialidase activity. Gene Ontology annotation, cellular component: membrane; cytoplasm; lysosome. Bases 190 to 1464 code for a protein of 424 amino acids. Gene Ontology annotation, biological process: ganglioside catabolic process; oligosaccharide catabolic process. The record is from RefSeq and is a predicted model, not a curated record. The transcript has 3 exons.